GACUAUUUUAACAUAGAACGAACCCUCCGACAGCGCAGAGGUCGACGUCGUCAAACUCAAAGCAGUUGGACUCCUCCAGCCAGCGGCCAGGCUUUCUCCUCACCUACUCUUCACGAGAUCAACGCUCCGACCCGGCGGAGGUAGAUGGCGCACGGCGGCGGAGCAGGUCCGGACUUCAAUCUGCCGGACGAGAUAUUGGCGGUAAUACCUACGGACCCCUACGACCAGCUGGAUCUGGCGCGGAAGAUUACUUCCAUGGCAAUCGCGUCGCGCGUCACGAAGCUGGAGACGGAGGCGGGGAGUCUCCGUCAGAAGCUUCACGAGAAGGACCGGAUUAUCCAGGAGCUCGAGGAUAGGGUUUCACAGCUCGAUGGGGCUUAUCAAGAUGCUGAGCUGCGGUUGAAAAUCCUCCGCGAAGAUAAUAUGAAGCUGGUGAAGGAGAGGGAUUCCUUGGCUUUGACUGCAAACAAACUCAAUCGCGAUUUGGCAAAGCUGGAGGCAUUUAAGAGGCAAUUGAUGCAAUCGCUGAAUGAUGAAAAUUCACAGCCAACAGAAACUGUAGACAUCGGUACUUACGAUCAGACGGUGCCAAAGAUGUAUUCUGCAAAUGACGAGUUGAAUGGCUAUCCCAAAAAUCAUUCUUACGGGGGAUCUACUGAAGGUGCAAGCUUAAUCGAUGAUGUCUCUAAGCAAGGUGCACAUAAAUUUUCAAUCACGCCGUACAUAACGCCCCGCCUCACUCCCACCGGAACACCGAAAAUUACUUCGGCUAGUGUCUCUCCCCGGAGGUAUUCAGUUGCUACCUCUCCUAAAUUGACCUCCGGCGCCACUUCUCCGACUCGUAAUGAUGGCCGCGGAUCUCUUUCUUCGUGGUACUCGUCCAGCCAGCAGUCGUCUGCCGCUAACUCUCCUCCUAAAGGCCGCCCACUACCAGCUCGUGCUCCCCGAAUUGAUGGGAAGGAGUUCUUCCGUCAGGCGAGGAGUCGAUUGUCACUCGAGCAAUUCAGCGCGUUUCUGGCAAAUAUAAAGGAAUUAAAUGCGCAAAGGCAAUCGCGCGAGGAGACGCUGAGAAAAGCUGAAGAUAUAUUUGGAAUAGAGAAUAAAGAUCUAUACAUAUCAUUUCAAGGGCUGCUCAAUCGCAAUGUGCACUAAAUAGAUUUACUACGAGCAAGGUUUUGCAGUUCAAUUUCUUGUUCGGGUUUGGGACAUCGUUGUAGCUCCCGACAAAGCAGGCUGUCGGUGGUAUUAUCUUACCAGGUCAGUUAAAUUCCUGCUUUGUUGCUUACUCAAUGUUAGAUGGAAUUUGUGAAGAUGCUUUUGCUGAAGCUGUAGACAGCCUUUGUCUUUGUCUGAUUUUGGACAUACCAUUCUGUAAAUAAUGGCUGUUCUGUUCUGUUAUUUUAUGUUAUGUUGGUUGAA
Molecule: messenger RNA, 1419 nt
Organism: Andrographis paniculata
Lineage: Eukaryota; Viridiplantae; Streptophyta; Magnoliopsida; Lamiales; Acanthaceae
Exons: 9
Coding region: 145-1152 (335 amino acids)
Source: RefSeq, a predicted model, not a curated record